UAUUUCCUUCAAAACCUGCAAUAAUUAAAAGUCAUAAUAGUUGAUUGUAUUUAUCUAAUUUCAAGAAUGAAGUUUGUUGUGCUAUUUAGUUUGUUAUUUUUACUAGGUAUAAGUCAAGCACAAUUCAACGUCAGUGAAGAAAAUGAUCUGACACUACUGCAGUCUGAUGGAAGUAUUCAAAAAGAUCAAGGAAAAAGAAGAGUACUCAGGAGAGCCGUCAGAAAUGCUUUCACUGCUUUGGGCCAAAAAUAUUCUGCUCGUCUGGAAAAAAUAAUUAUCAACAAUUGUGAAACCAAUGGACAAUACGAAAUAGCGGAAAAAUUGCAGCCCUCUUUUGAUGAGAUGAAAGCAUGUCUCAGUAAGAAGAGAAUAUUCAGAAUACCCAGGGAUGAAUAUUUGGCGCAUAUUGAGGCAUGUAGGAGAGAGUCAAUAAAACUAUCUAAAAGUUGCCUAUCAGAAUCCCAACGUUAUUUCCCGGAUUUACAAUUAGAUAUAUCUAAAUCUCUCACCAACGUCUUGUAUGACGACUUCGACAUUUUAAGUAAUGACAUGGUCAAAUGUUUGCCUAAACUGAAAAAUAAAGAUGUGCUAACUAAUUAUGCGCAAUGUAUAAAGGAAGUUGCCGCUGCUAGAGGCGAUUCUAGUCAGAUACCAGACACCAAGAAGAAAUUUUGUCAGUCUUUCGUGCCACUUGCUAACUGUUUCACGAAUAUGAUAAAAGAUACCUGCGGCGACACACCUGGAAUAACGAAGUUUGGAGACGAUUAUAUCAAAGCUCACAAAGAUGUGUGUGAAGAAAAUGAAAUCUAACUUGCCAUUUUCAAUCAAUUUUUUGUAAUCGUAUUUACGUAUCGAAUAAAGUUUUUAUAACGUAAAAACC
Molecule: messenger RNA, 880 nt
Organism: Anoplophora glabripennis (Asian longhorned beetle)
Lineage: Eukaryota; Metazoa; Arthropoda; Insecta; Coleoptera; Cerambycidae
Exons: 7
Coding region: 67-810 (247 amino acids)
Source: RefSeq, a predicted model, not a curated record